This is a messenger RNA of Quercus robur (English oak), 1132 nucleotides long. RefSeq lists its product as uncharacterized. The record is from RefSeq and is a predicted model, not a curated record. Gene Ontology annotation, cellular component: lysosome. Bases 295 to 966 code for a protein of 223 amino acids. Gene Ontology annotation, biological process: sphingolipid metabolic process. The transcript is spliced from 6 exons. NCBI's taxonomy places the organism in Eukaryota, Viridiplantae, Streptophyta, Magnoliopsida, Fagales, Fagaceae.
CUACACAAAAAAUUAUUCCCAACCCAACUCCCUCAACGACCAUUCCACGCAUUGCCCAGCUCAGCAAGCUUUCCAACUCUAAGGAAACUGAAAUUCCCAUACUCUCUCUCUCUCUCUCUCUCUCUCUCUAAGCAACCUUGUAUUCCAAACCAUUCCAAGGUAAAAUAUCUUUUCCUCCUAUAAUUUCGAUUCCCAAUCUGCUGUUUUUGUUUGCUCACAAAAACAAAUAACGGAACUUCUGAGAUUCCCAGAUUUGUAACUUCGUUUCCCAAGUUCUGUUUUUUCAGUUUCCAAAUGGGUCUCUUAGGCACCAUGAACACGAGAGUUGGGCUCUUAUUUGUAUUAUUGUUGGGUGCUAGCUGGGCUUCUGAUGCUAGACAACUGGAGAGUGUAAGGAUCUCUAAAAUAUCAGUUUCCACAAAUGACAAUUUGUGCACAUUGUGUGAGGAGUUUGCUUCUGAGGCAGUUGAUUACCUUGCUGAAAACAAGACCCAGACCGAGAUUAUUGAAUUGCUUCAUGUGGCUUGCUCUAGUGUAGGCGUUUUCAAACCAGAGUGCAUCACUUUGGUGAACUAUUAUGCUCCUCUCUUCUUCUUAGAGGUUUCCAAUGUACAACCUGAUGUGUUUUGCCGAAAGGUCGAUCUCUGUAAACAAGUUGCAAGGAUUUCUUCUCAACUUCACGAAGACAGCUGUGGGCUUUGCCACCAUGCUGUUUCAGAAGUAUUAAUUAAGUUGAAAGAUCCUGACACACAGCUAGAGAUCAUUGAGUUGCUUUUGAAGGCAUGUAAUUCUAUGGAGAACUAUGUGAAAAAGUGCAAGAAGAUGGUUUUUGAAUAUGGACCUCUGAUCCUAGCCAAUGCUGAGAAAUUUCUGGAAUCGACAGACAUAUGUGUCACACUUCAUGCCUGCAAUUCGUCUAUAGAAACGAGCAAGGAACUAAAAGCAGCCCUGGUGUCUGAUUCUUAAUUAUGGCAUAACAAAUCUGGUGGAAUGACAAUGCAGUAGAGACUUGCUAUUUAUACUUUCAUUCUGAGAUGUGUGUGUAUAAUAAUACAAGGACAAAUGGUGUUUUUCAUGUACAAUAUAUGCUCAAAAAUUCAAAUGCUUGAAUGAAGAUUAUUUCAUCUUGCAA